Messenger RNA from Talaromyces rugulosus, 1113 nucleotides. RefSeq lists its product as uncharacterized. The transcript is spliced from 7 exons. Gene Ontology annotation, cellular component: ribonuclease MRP complex; multimeric ribonuclease P complex. The coding region runs from base 1 to 1113 and encodes 370 amino acids. Gene Ontology annotation, molecular function: ribonuclease MRP activity; ribonuclease P activity. The record is from RefSeq and is a predicted model, not a curated record. Gene Ontology annotation, biological process: endonucleolytic cleavage in ITS1 to separate SSU-rRNA from 5.8S rRNA and LSU-rRNA from tricistronic rRNA transcript (SSU-rRNA, 5.8S rRNA, LSU-rRNA); tRNA 3'-end processing; tRNA 5'-leader removal. Lineage: Eukaryota; Fungi; Ascomycota; Eurotiomycetes; Eurotiales; Trichocomaceae.
AUGCUGGACUUUAACGACGAGGCGUCCGGCCAUGAAAAAACCUAUACUUCUUUUGGCCAGCUGCCGGCCCAUGUAGAUCGUGAAAAGCCGCCGCCUCGAAAGGCGCCAUUUUCGACAAUUUCAAACCACGCGUUUGUGCACACAACCGAGUUGAUUCUGCCUAAAGAUGUGUAUAACGCAGUAUGGAGCUCGAUGCGUUCGAGGCUAGAGCAGCCGCAGUAUAUCCAAGUCAUUAUGCCUCUGUCGUCGUUGUUAGAAGGUGACUUUUUCAACGCGUUUAUCAAGACAGGGUCUGCUCUUAUGCUCUCCGAGGGCCGACCAGGCGUAGACGAUGUUUACUCUGUGCGCGAUGGAGUCGUGACACUCGAGCUGGGCAAAGAAAAGUACGAGCGCUCCGGCCUCACGGGCAAGCCAAUUCGCAGCGGCGCGAGGAAACAUGCCAAAGAACGAUUCACGGUCGAUCUCGAUCUCCGCCAGCCGUCGAUGCUGCACGGCAAGAAAGGCUUCGAGCGCGUUGCCUGGGCCUUUCGCAAUGUGCUUAACGCCUCGCUGACCUGGCUGCUGCUCGUCGACUCGUCUGUCUCUGUAGGCUCGCUGGAUCAAGCUAUGAGCCUCCUCGCAAAACACCAGCCGAGGAUAGCAACUUGCCGUUUCACAGAAACCGUCCACCCUCACAUGUACACGCCGCCGCUGUCUACGGACGAGGUUGCCUCUUUGGCUUCAGAAACCGACAUCGAGGACUACUGCAACGACCUGUCGGAAUGGCUCGCCCUGGUGUCGCUUGAGUCCCCGAGAAUAUUAGUAGGCGACGACAUCGACCCCUAUCUCAGCCGGUAUUCGCUGCCUCAGUCAGACCCGGAGCGUCCACAGCCAUCAUCGACUCUCGUGACGCUGCGAUGGCACGGCGCCAUGACUGCGAACUGGAUCACCCAGCUCUUCCUUUCUCUGCUCCAUGAAUACCGGAACCGCACUGACGAGGUGAACGACUGGGCUUCCCUAUCGGCCACGGCAUUCAACAGACACGCUGUCGAGAAUGCUGAUGGGUACAAUAUAAUGGCCUGGCACAGCAAUCACAUUUCCUGGGAAUUCGUCGGCGCGUCACAGCGGGCGUAG